CGCUAGCGCAUAUGAAGGCAGCGGCAUUGGCGAAUUUCCUCAUUAAUUUUUCGGUGGUUCGCAAGCGAAGUAGUGUCCGGUAUGGCCGCGACGGAAAAUAUGAGAGACGGCGACGGUGUUCAGUUUUUCGAGGGUGUUGAAAAGCUCCUCGAGAUCUGGUUUACCAAUGGUGACGGCGGAAGCAAAUCUGCAGAUUUACGUAAAAUACCCAGAAACAAACUGGAGUCGCUGUUGAAAAUCGUGCGGUGUGAAAUUAUUAGUUUUGUGAAAAACGACCAGAUUGAUGCCUAUGUGCUUAGUGAAAGCUCGAUGUUCAUAUCCAAGCGACGUUUCAUACUGAAGACUUGCGGAACGACCACUCCAUUGUUAUGCCUUCAGCCUUUGCUACUACUUGCUGAGCAAUAUGGCGGAUUCACCAAGGUGGAGGAUCUCUUUUACUCUAGAAAGAACUACAAACGGCCAGAAUUGCAGAUCAUGCCACAUCAACAUUUCGAUCAAGAGGUAGCUCUGUUGGACACUCUGUUUCCAGACGGCGCAGCGUACUGCCUAGGAGCCGUGAACAAAGACUGUUGGUACCUGUACACGCUGAAUCCCAUUCCAAAGAAAACGAUCCUACCGGACAUCGGCAACGCACCCUGUGACGAGGCCGAUCAGACGUUAGAGAUCCUCAUGACGGAUCUGGACCCGGAAAUAAUGUCCAUAUUCACCAAAGAAGAGUGUUUGAAUGCGACAGAAGCUACUAAGAAGUCUGGUAUCGAUAAAAUCAUUCCAAAUAUGGUAAUAGAUGAUUUUCUAUUUGAACCAUGCGGAUAUUCAAUGAAUGGAGUAACCAAAAAUAUCGUUGCUAACAGCCCCGACGGUUGCUACAUGACUAUCCAUAUCACCCCAGAACCUGAUUUUUCGUAUGUUAGUUUUGAGACAAACAUUCCUUCCAGCUCUUAUAGAGAAAUUAUCCAGAAGGUAUUGGAUACGUUUAAUCCUGGGAAAUUCACCGUUACUAUUUUUGCCAAUCAGGCAUCCCCGACAAAAGACACAUCAAAGGAGCUGCUGCUCCUGAACCACAUCGGUAAAUGGCAACGUCGCGACAUCCAGCUGUGCAACUUCAAGAACUACGAUCUGAUCUACACUUUCUAUUGUCGUUUUCCGAGCUGAGGGUGUGAGGUCGAGUUGCGCAACGCCGCAGCUAACAAGACCUUCUUUCUCUCCCUAUUUGUCACCACACAUUCGCCUUCAGCCUUUAACCCCCUCCCCUUACCCUUCAAACCCGGCUCCCCAUUGGACACCGCCAAGCUCGUCUGUCACUUGUACCGCACUUACGUCAAAAAUAGACCAUCAGAUGCCGCGGAGGGGCGUUGCGCCGUUACAAAAUUAUUUUUGUUGAAUCUUUUUGUUUAUUACGAUAUUUUGUUUAUGGUUGUUAAAGUUUAUUCGGAUCUGGGGGUGAUAAAGAUGCAGCGAAACGGUUUUCCUAAAAAGGAGUCCCAUUAUGUCAAGACGCAUAACGUCAGUCUAAAACCGCAGUUCAGUCCGUUUUCGUUUUAUUAUCUUUAUUUUACGUUGUUCGCUCCUGUCUUUAAGUUCACAGACUUCGAGUCGCCACUUGUUCUGUUUUCGUGGUGGCGGAACAAGAUUUCGUGAGAAUUACUGAAAAAGCUUUCAAAGUAGGUAGAGGAUAGUGGACUUGUAUGCGUAAUAUUUAACCUAUGAGGGUGAUGGUGCGCAUAUGUAUAGAUUUGAGUUGUUUAGUCCCUUUCCCGCCACUUUGUGAGUUGAUCAGAUUUCUUUCUCUGGUUUUUGUACGUAGGACGCGGCCACAGAGCUCGCUUUUUAUUUCUGGACCUCCGAAGGAUUUCUCUAAAAAUCUUUUGAGUUGAGCUUUCUGCUAGCAGGGUUGGAUCAGGUCCACUUUUAUAAAACAGCUAUACUGUAUGUGUAGUAGUUAUGUGAGAAUUCCACGUAAAUAGUCGCUUAGUUUGGUUCUUCAUCUUGGAAUAUUUUUUUAUUUUUUGUAUUUUAUUUCAUAGUAGACUUUCUGUAUUUACCCACAAAUGUAAAUCAAAAGUAGGUUUAGUUGCUGAAAAUAUAUAUUUACAUGUUGAUGUUGAAUCAUUUCAGAGUAAUAAAUAUAUAAAUUUAGUAGAAA
Acanthoscelides obtectus is the source of this 2143-nucleotide messenger RNA. NCBI's taxonomy places the organism in Eukaryota, Metazoa, Arthropoda, Insecta, Coleoptera, Chrysomelidae. The record is from the annotation of a GenBank genome assembly.